AAGGGGAAGAGAGGAGAUAAAGUGAUUCCUCCGAGAAAGAAGGCGGCGAAGGAGAGGGAAUUCGGAAGGACUCCACUGAUGAGAGAGAGGAGUUGAAAGACACCCCCCUCGAGAGACACCAGAGACUGACUCUAAAACUCUCUCUCUCUCUUUGUCACACCACAAGGAUUUGAUGCCCCUCAGCCUGUUCACUUCUGUGUGUUCAUGUUUCCCACAGGUUUCUCUUCCCCCAACCCCCCAGCUGCAGCCCAGGAGGUCAGACCUGCCACUGAUGGUAACACCAGCAGCAGCUCCUCCUGCAAGAAGAGAAAGUUAAAUAACAGCAGCAACAGCAAUUCUGAAAGAGAAGAAUUUGAUUCCAUUUCUUCCUGCGCCUCUUCUCCUUCCAAAAACACCUCCUCAUCAUCUUCCUCUGUCAUCACCACCUCCUCGUGCUCCUCCUCAGGGGUUGCCUCCUCUAACCAUCACCUCCAGAAGAAGCUACGCUUUGAGGACUCCGUGGAUUUUAUUGGACUCGAUGUGAAGAUGGCUGAAGAGUCUUCUUCCUCCUCUCCUGCUGCCUCUUCUCAACAGCAGCACCAACAACAGCUCAAAAAUAAAAGCCUUUUAAUUUCGUCAGUGGCUGUGGGGCACCAUGCAAACGGCCUGACCAAAGCUGCCUCCUCUACUGUUUCCAGUUUCGCCAACAGUAAACCUGGCUCCGCUAAGAAAUUAGUGAUCAAGAACUUUAAAGAUAAACCCAAGUUGCCUGAAAACUACACAGAUGAAACCUGGCAAAAGCUGAAAGAAGCUGUAGAAGCUAUCCAGAACAGUACUUCAAUUAAGUACAACUUAGAGGAGCUCUAUCAG
Messenger RNA from Leptosomus discolor (cuckoo roller), 849 nucleotides. The record is from RefSeq and is a predicted model, not a curated record. Lineage: Eukaryota; Metazoa; Chordata; Aves; Leptosomiformes; Leptosomidae.